AUCAAACAGAUUAUUAGGGUUCCAAUAAACAUUGAUUGCACAGUUAAUGUUUCCCACCAAAUCCAAUCCCUCCAUCCUCCUCACCUCUCUCUCUCUCUCUCUGUAACCUUGAAAGCUUUUCUCUUUAACUUUGCAUGAUUUGAUCCCAAAAAGUUGAUUCCUUUCUCUCGUUCUCGAUUGCGUGAAUCUGUGAAGCCUCCGCCAUGACAGAAGUCCUUCACUUUCCUUCAUCUCCAACACCAAGCGCCUCUUCGUCUUCCUCGCCUUCCCCAUCCGCCUCCCGCUCCAAUGCCACUCUCCUCAUCACCUCCGACCAUCAUCGCCGACGUAACCCAGUUCCCGGAUUCCCCCAAGAUGUUGACUUUCGCGCCUCAAUCGAACAACAUCAAGAUUUGGAAGAAUUGAGACGGAGCGUCGUCGACGAAGACGGAGACGAAGAAGAAGAAGACGACGGAGGGGAAGGUCAGCAGAUUUCGCUGCUGGCGCUCCUGGUGGCCAUUUUCAGGAGAUCUCUGGUCGCUUGCAAGAGCAAUCGAAGGGAGCUCUGCAGCAUGGAGAUCGGGUGGCCCACCAAUGUACGGCACGUGGCGCACGUGACUUUCGAUCGGUUCAAUGGCUUCUUGGGCUUGCCCGUUGAGUUCGAGCCUGAGGUUCCCAGAAGAGCUCCUAGCGCCAGUGCAACAGUCUUUGGGGUAUCAACGGAAUCGAUGCAGUUAUCAUAUGAUUCAAGAGGCAAUUGUGUCCCAACCAUUCUCUUGUUGAUGCAAAACUGCUUAUACGGUCAAGGAGGCUUGCAGGCAGAGGGUAUUUUUAGACUCACUGCUGAGAAUAGUGAGGAAGAGGCAGUUAGGGAGCAACUAAACCGAGGAUUUAUACCUGAGCGAAUCGAUGUUCACUGUUUGGCAGGGCUUAUCAAGGCAUGGUUUAGAGAACUACCUACAAGCGUUCUUGAUGUUCUGUCCCCUGAACAAGUCAUGCAAUGCCAAACAGAAGAUGAAUAUGUCGAGCUUGUUAGGCUUCUUCCACCCACAGAAGCUUCUCUUCUUGAUUGGGCCAUCAAUCUAAUGGCUGACGUUGUUCAGUAUGAGCAUGUUAACAAGAUGAACUCACGCAACAUCGCUAUGGUUUUUGCUCCUAAUAUGACUCAGAUGGAUGAUCCAUUGACAGCGCUGAUGUAUGCGGUUCAAGUGAUGAACUUCCUCAAGAUGCUGAUAGAAAAAACACUAAGGGAAAGGCAAGACUCUGUAGUAGAGCAAGCUCACGUCUGCCCUUUGGAACCUUCCGAUGAGAGCGGUAACCAAAGCCCUUCACAGUCUUUGGCUUUUGAUCCUACUGAACAGAGUGAAGAGACGCAAUCAGACUACGUUGAAGAUGCAGAAAACCAGAGUCCAAGCAGUGAGAUAUCAGAUGAAUCAACCUUUGAGACCAAUGCCAGGAGAACCGGGCCAGUAAGCGACUUUGGUCAGACAGAAACAGAGAGAAAAAGUAGUGUGCAAGUGAUGGUUCUGGCUCCUCAGGCUCAGUGGCCUGUGAGCAGAACAAAAGCAUUAACCAACUUGAGCCGUGUAGGUUCGAGGGUAGAGCGUACUGAAGCUUGGCGGUGAAGACAGAGGAGCAGAGCAAAACCCUCGAGGAGACUCUAAAACCAAAAUUGUUGGUUGACCUGGUUUUGUAUUUGUUAAUGUUCUGUUCAUGUCGUUUCUAAUUUUUUUUCUUUUCUCAAUGUGUUUCUUUUGUGUUAAACCGUCCAUACUACCAAUGCUUAAUCAAACUUGUAAACCGUAUUGAACCGGUCUCUCUCGGGCCUUUGAAGAUGUUAUGGUGAAGCAUGUUCUUCCUA
Raphanus sativus (radish) is the source of this 1840-nucleotide messenger RNA. RefSeq names its product rho GTPase-activating protein 1. Gene Ontology annotation, molecular function: GTPase activator activity. The record is from RefSeq and is a predicted model, not a curated record. NCBI's taxonomy places the organism in Eukaryota, Viridiplantae, Streptophyta, Magnoliopsida, Brassicales, Brassicaceae. Gene Ontology annotation, biological process: signal transduction. The coding region runs from base 204 to 1604 and encodes 466 amino acids. The transcript is spliced from 5 exons.